Saccharomyces paradoxus is the source of this 987-nucleotide messenger RNA. It is a transcript of the gene PPM1, whose product is annotated as leucine carboxy methyltransferase. Gene Ontology annotation, biological process: C-terminal protein methylation. Bases 1 to 987 code for a protein of 328 amino acids. Gene Ontology annotation, molecular function: protein C-terminal leucine carboxyl O-methyltransferase activity. Lineage: Eukaryota; Fungi; Ascomycota; Saccharomycetes; Saccharomycetales; Saccharomycetaceae. The record is from RefSeq and is a predicted model, not a curated record. The transcript has a single exon.
AUGGAGAGAGUUAUACAGCAGACUGACUACGAUGCGUUGUCGUGCAAAUUAGCAGCUAUAUCAGUUGGAUACCUUCCCUCAAGCGUCCUGCAGAGAUUAUCGGUAGAUCUGGCCAGAAAGUAUACACAAUGGCAUCGCAGCUACUUACUUACCCUCAAGAAAUUCAGUAGACGAGCUUUCGGGAAAGUAGACAAGGCAAUGCGAUCUUCCUUCCCGGUGAUGAACUAUGGAACAUUUUUGCGUACUGUGGGAAUAGACGCAGCCAUACUAGACUUUCUGGAUGCGAAUGAAAAAGUUCAGGUAGUGAAUUUGGGUUGCGGUUCGGAUUUACGAAUGCUACCCCUGUUACAAAUGUUCCCUCAUUUGACGUAUGUGGACAUUGACUACAACGACUCAGUGGAAUUGAAAAAUAAUAUUUUGCGUGAGAGCGAGAUUUUGCGUACCUCCCUUGAUUUACCGGUGGAGGAUGCGACAACAUCACCCUUUUUAAUAGAUCAAAAGAGGUAUAAACUUGUUGCAUGUGAUUUGAACGAUAUCACUGAAACCACUCGUUUGCUAGAAACAUGCACCAAGCGUGACAUACCUACUGUCGUAAUAUCUGAAUGUCUUUUGUGCUACAUACAUCAAAAUGAGUCUCAAUUACUUAUAAAUACAAUCUUGGCGAAGUUUGCACAUGGACUAUGGAUAUCGUACGAUCCUAUUGGUGGUUCUCAACCGAAUGACCGGUUCGGCAGCAUUAUGCAGUCUAACUUAAAGGAAUCAAGAAAUUUGGAAAUGCCUACGUUGAUGACGUAUAAUUCUAAAGAAAAAUACGCUUUGAGGUGGUCUGCGGCACCUAACGUUACCGUCAAUGACAUGUGGGAUAUUUUCAAUUCACAAAUUCCCGAAUCUGAAAGAAAAAGACUCAGAUCGUUACAGUUCUUGGAUGAAUUAGAGGAAUUAAAAGUCAUGCAAACUCAUUACAUCCUUAUGAAGGCUCAAUGGUGA